Messenger RNA from Aegilops tauschii subsp. strangulata, 1176 nucleotides. RefSeq names its product DNA-3-methyladenine glycosylase. The record is from RefSeq and is a predicted model, not a curated record. Gene Ontology annotation, molecular function: alkylbase DNA N-glycosylase activity; DNA binding. NCBI's taxonomy places the organism in Eukaryota, Viridiplantae, Streptophyta, Magnoliopsida, Poales, Poaceae. Gene Ontology annotation, biological process: base-excision repair.
CGGGAAGGCCUGAGCUGUGCCGCUUCACAGAUGACGUCGAUGAAACCCCUGCGUUCCAUCCCAGCCGUCCAGCCCCAGCCUCCCGUUCCCCAACUCAAACCCCCACGCCGCCGCUCGCCGCCGGCCGCCGGAGGGCCAUCGCCGAUGACCACCCCCGGCGCGGCCACGCCCCCGAGCUUCAAGCGGUCCUCCCCCAGGAAGAAGCAGCGGCCCCGCAGCCGCCUCCUCGCCGCUGACUUCGCCGCCGGAGAGGCCGAGGCUGCGCGGGCGUUGGUGGCGGCCAGGGCCACGCCGCCGGCGGUGUCCCCGCACUCGCCUGUAGGUGCCGCGCUGCCUCGCGAGUUCUUCGAGGUGGAUGCGCUCGACCUCGCCCCCCGCCUCCUCGGCAAGCUCCUGCGCCGCGACCAAGUCGUCCUCCGCAUCACCGAGGUGGAGGCUUACAGGCCAAACGAUUCCGCGUGCCAUGGCCGGUUCGGCAUCACGGCGAGAACCGCUCCUGUUUUUGGACCAGGAGGGCAUGCAUAUGUGUAUCUAUGCUAUGGACUCCACAUGAUGCUCAAUGUUGUUGCCGACAAAGAGGGCGUCGGAGCUGCUGUUCUGAUCCGAGCGUGUGCUCCAGUUAGCGGACUGGAACUUAUUCAGCAACGUCGUGGCCAACAAACCGAGAAGCCGAUCCUACUUACAGGACCAGGAAAGGUCGGCCAAGCUCUGGGGCUUUCCACUGACUGGUCGAACCAUCCACUAUAUACACCCGGUGGGUUGGAAGUUCUGGAUGCACCAGAACCUGAGAACAUUUUGGUUGGCCCCCGUGUCGGAAUCGAGUAUGCAUCGCCCGAGCAUGUCAUGGCGCCAUGGAGGUUCGCGGUUGCGGGCACCCCAUGGAUCAGUGCCCCGAAGAACACUCUCAGACCAUGGUGAAGACCCGGAUAUGGUGGAAAAGAGUGACUCGGCCUUAACAACUCACCCAAUCUAAUGGCGGCACUUUUGUGUUGCCAAAUGCAGUGUGUUUAUUGCCCACUGAAAAACAUGCCAUGUAUCCUAUGAUCUGGUCCAUCUGGACCAGCUGAAAUGAACAAUUUGUACAUAAGAAGCUUUUGUACACACCAGAGAGGUAGAGCAGUAUCUCUUGAUCAUGUUUUCAUACAUUAUAUGAUGAGCCAGGAGUUGUACCGAUUA